AGGAAAUAUUUUAAUUUUAAGUUCUUAUGUAGUUCUUGGAGAAAAAAGGGAAAAAAAGAAUUUAAGGUGUUUAGGAAAUGAUUCAAGACAUUUUAAGAUGGCGAAAGUUAGAAAGGUUGUGUUAGUAGUGUUAGUUUAUGAUUAAUUACUUUGUUGGCAUAUUAUUACUUCUUUUAGUUUGACUAAUCCUUUUUCAUCCUACUAUAAUGUAUUCACAUCCUCUGAUUUCAUAAAUUGUCAUAUUUCUUACUCCUUCAUUAAUUCCAUUUCUUCCUUAGUUCUCUUUUCUUUUUUUCCUGAUUUUAGUGAGACACAAAGCAUAUAAUUUAUCAUUUAUUAAUUUCCAUUAAAUAGAUACAUAUCUGAUCAUAAGAUUAUAUUAGUUGUCCUGAUUGUUGAAUAAGAUGGAAAGAAGACACCAUAUUUUCCAAUUGGUUGAUUAACCAGCUUGCUAGGUUUCUUAACAUUAGCUAUUUGUUUCCUUUCCUGAGCCAUAAGCAUUCACCACACCUGAUAACUAGGAGGAUAGCUACCCCAGUAAGAGCAAUGAUUUUUAUUCCAUUAUAUCCUGCAGGAAGGAAAGAGUUUUGUGUAGUAGAAGGAGAGAUAAUGUUUAUUAGCUGUUCCAUUGAUUUCAGAUGUUCAGAUGUACAAGGCUCAACUGGAGUAGGGGUAUAUAAUAAGCUGUUUCUAAGAUCUGAUAGAGAUUUAAGUGUAGCAAAGAGUCUUAUGGAUUCUUGUCUGGGUGAUCAUGAGUGGAAUCAUCUAGAUCUAGACGGGAAAUGUAAACUGCUGCAACGAUCAAUUGUUGAGGCGAAUACCGCGUCUUACGGGGGGGCCAGGCCUAAGCCAGUUAGAAAAGUGAUUCAACUGAGAAAGCUCCGAAAAGAACGGCAAGGAGCAGAGAAUCCCAGGAACAAAUUAUCAGUCAAAAGAGCUAACAAAAACGCCAAGAAUGAGGCAUGGUCGUCAGAGGACCAGGAAGCCUUAACAGCGGCAUCAAUGUUAUGCUUUGACUUAGGGGGAGAAAUACGGAAAAAAGAACUAGAAUUAACUAUUAGGAAAUCUAAUGAUCUUAGGCAGAGAAAAUCCAAAUUAGAUAAACAAUUUUGGAGUCUGGCUAGGC
Molecule: messenger RNA, 1126 nt
Organism: Eurytemora carolleeae
Lineage: Eukaryota; Metazoa; Arthropoda; Copepoda; Calanoida; Temoridae
Source: RefSeq, a predicted model, not a curated record